AUGACCAUGAUUUCCCAGCAGACGUUAUCGUGUAAGUAUAGGUGAGGCAUGGGCGCAGAGACCUGGAAUUAACCCAGCUUGGCGUCAUCAGUCUCCAGCUACUUACCCACACAGCUUGGAAACAAAAAAUAGCCGUGUUUCAAGCCAGAUCGAAACCUGCCAUGCUAAAUAUGGACCUUGUUGUUUAGCACUGAACUUCAUCGAAGUUUCAUCCCGCCUUCGACGACAAGCUAGCGAGUCGACAAGAACAAAAAUCGAACAUGAUCAGAUGGAGUCUGUAUUCAAUUGAAAGGGGAUGGGGCGCCUAUGAGGCUGGGCACUAAGUAUACUGAUGCCUGACGGAUUUUCUCAUGCCAACUAGUACCUAGGGCUGCGCAGACCGACCGAAAGGAUGGAGUCCUGAAAUUUAUCUUUCUUUUCCUCCCCAUACGACAACGACAUGGUUGGGCUUUUCUGGAGACAGUUUGGGGCGCUGUUCUGGAAGAAUUGGAUCGUAUUGUCGAAACAUCCUUGGCUGAACAUUCUACGAUGUUUUAUCUUACCUGUUGCUUAUGGCAUAUUCCUUGCAGUUGCUCAGAUCUUCUUGAAUAAACCAAAUAAUUAUGGCUUAGGGACUGCUGUGCCUGUGAGAGAACUCAGGGAUGUCUUCGACGGCUCGAUAUCGCUCGUCUGGGCAGACGGUACUAACGGGACUGCUUCGCCUUCGCCGAACGACAUCAUAGCACAUAUUACGAGGGGCUUCUCUGACCGACAGCUCUCCGCCGUGCGAAAGGUCGACACGCCAGACGAUAUACCCGCUACAUGCCCGCAGAACUUCAACCUGUUUUCUGAGUGCUUUGCGGCAGUUGCUUUCAACUCCUUUCCUACAGCAGAUACCAGUGACACCCGGCCGAUCAACUACACCCUACGCGCAGAUGGAGGGUUGUUCCAUAUUGACGUAGUUCGUCAUACAAGUGACUACGAAUUGCGAGUCUUGCCGUUACAAUGGGCUAUUGACAGAGCUAUCAUCGAGCUUCGGACAGGAGACCAAGUGCCAACGCCCUUAGAAUGGCCCUUUACUCAAGAAACUAAUGAUGAGCAAUUCACAGCCAUUCGGUUGAGCUACAUCCGAGGUCUUCGUACACUCCUGGUUUUGGCUUUGUUCAUAUGCUACAUCGGAAUAGCUUACCAGCUUCCUGGCUCCUUCAUGGGCGAACGAGCCAAUCUUCUAACAAGCCACCUGAAGGCAAUGGGGCUACUCGACUCUGCUCGGAUCCUCUCCUGGCAUCUCAGUAUAUCCCUCGCCUACCUUCCCGCCUGGGUGAUUGUCUCACUCAUUUGGCACUUCCGCAUCUUUUCACGUACCAACGCCGGGCUCGUAUUCAUAGUCCAUCUUUUGCUCGGCCUUGUACUCGCAAGCUGGUCUUUCUUUAUCGCGGUUCCGUUUGGCAAGAGUCCGCAAUUAGCUGCGGUUACAUCGACAAUCUUGGCGAUCGUAUUUGCGAUUCUGGCACUUGUGUUCAGUCGCGCUUCGACUGGAGCUGCGUUCAUAUUCUCAAUUAUAUUCCCACCUGGUUUCUACAUCUUUGUCAUUCGUGCGAUCUGUGGGUUUGAGGAUCACCAAAUACCCACAAAUGCACUGAAUCCGGAUCCAGACAAUCGCCUACGUAUUCUACCGAUUCUCGUUGCUGCUAUAAUCAAUGUGUUCCUCUGGCCAUGCCUUGCUGUGCUACUUGAGCGUCGUCUGUAUGAUGCACGAAACCCAAGUACGUCACGCUGGAAAUUCUGGCGACGAAGAAGGCAGAGUCAGAGUGAGGUCACAAUGCCCAUCCCGUCUGACGUUGCUGUCUCGAUUCGCCAUCUUGGCAAGGACUUUGAUACCUCCAUCUUUAACCGAGGUAAAGGCGUUGUCACUGCAGUGUCUGACCUCAGCCUUGACAUACCCAAGUUCGGAAUCUACGUACUCCUGGGCUCCAAUGGUGCUGGGAAAUCUACCACAAUGUCCAUUCUUGGUGGUCUCUUAGGCCGAACACGCGGUUCAGUCAAGUUCGAAGGCAACGUUGACCGCCCUCCUCGAGGCACCAUAGGCAUCGUGCCUCAAAAGAAUGUCCUAUUUCCCGAACUAACAUGUUAUCAAACUUUGCGGCUUUGGCGUGCUAUCAAAACGCCGGACCAACGUAUUGGCGAGGACGAUGAUAUCGAACAGCUCUUGAAGGAUUGUGAUCUCGGGAAGAAGAUACAUUAUAACGCGGAUGCGCUUUCUGGUGGACAGAAAAGAAAACUACAGCUUGCGAUCGGGCUGAUCGGUGGUUCAAAGAUUGUUUUGGUAGAUGAGUGCACCUCCGGCGUGGACCCUCUUUCUCGGCGGUCAAUAUGGCGGACGUUAUCUUCAGUACGGCACAAACGAACAAUCGUGUUUACGACACACUUCCUGGACGAAGCUGAUCUAUUGGCAGAUACGAUCGCAGUACUUGCUGCUCCUGGAAAGCUCGUUGCGCAUGGCUCUCCUGUUUCCCUCAAGUCGCAGUUUGGUCAUGGCUAUACCGUCGAUGUUGCCUUCCACGAUGUAUCCAACGGCGAGAAGGCAUUAGUUCAUCCUUCUAACGAUCUGCUAGAUCGCAUUCGGACGAUAGCACCACAAACCUACACUUCGUCAUCAUCACCAACUCAAGUGUCCUACCAUCUGAAGGCUAAGGACCCCGCCGUUGUGCAGCGUGUUCUCCAACUUGUAGAUGAUGAGCGAGGAACGUACAACAUUGCCUCAUACUCAGUGCUAGGGACAUCCAUCGAAGACAUCUUCUUAGAUUUGAUGCACAAUGACACCCAAUCGGAUGAUCUGGAGAAGCAGGACGAUGCGUCUACGCCAUCUCUUGCUGCAGUCUCUCCGCCACUGAAAUUAACAAACGGUCGCAAGCGAUCACCGUUGAGUCAGGCCUUCACCAUCUUCCACAAACGGGCUCUUGUGGCUCGCCGGAGCUGGCUCACACCGUUCCUUGCGGUCCUUGUCGCGGUUGCAGGGUCCUGUAUACCUCUGUUCUUCCUUUCCGAUCGACCGCAAAGCUGCACAGCGACGUUCAGGUCUGUCUCUGCAGUCCCACUGUACCUGCCGUCUUCACCAUUGCUUUUGACAAGCACGCUUCCUGGUUCUCAAUUUGAAGUAUUGACAUCACCUCCUGGAAUCCUUUCGGGCCUCGGUCCAUCUGCCGCGAUCCUUCCCGUUGCCAACAUCCCCGACAACGCAACAUUUGUCAAUACCAUAGAGCAAACAUUUCUUGACCAAUCAUUUGGAGGGAUAUCCAUCGACCCCCAGAGUGGAUCUGCCUUAGUCGCUUGGGAGGCUACACCUCCCGGAAUGAAUGGACUUAUAUUACUGAACCUUGCCUCGAACGUCCUAUACAACCAAGCACUGAAUUCUUCUGGACAAUCAACUGGAAAUGCCAGUUUGAUUGCUGCGAAUUAUCAGAACUUCCCAGGGAUUAGUGCUGGCACUCUGGUCGCUUUGAAAUGGGUCGCUUUCUUUGGCGCAGCUAUGUCUGUAUUCCCCGCCUUCUUCUCUCUAUACGUCUCGAAUGAACGGCGUUCUGCAGUACAAGCCAUGCAACUGUCGAAUGGCCUGGCAGACCCCGUCGGGUUAUGGCUAGGACAUAUCAUGUUUGAUUCUGUCUUCUGUAUCAUACCUGCUACUCUCAUUGUCAUUAUUGUCGCUGGAGCCUCCAAUCAAUUUCAUGGUCUUGGUUUCUUGUGGCUCAUCUUGGUUUUGUAUGGCAUUGUUGGAACACUCUUCUCAUAUUGCGUUUCACUCAUGGUGGCUUCGCCACUGGCCGCUUUCGCGGCAUCUGCUGGAUACCAAAUCAUCAUGUUCAUACUUUACCUGGCGGCCUACCUCUUGGUCUUGACGUAUUCGAAGACGUCCAAUGCUGGUCGCGACUUGGUAGUCAUACAUUACACGCUAUCUAUCCUCUCUCCUGUGGCCAGCGUGCUACGCGCAGCCUUCGUUUCUGUAAACUUGUUUUCGCUUCUUUGCGAUGGAAGUAAGCCCGUAACGUCAUCAUCUAUGGGGCAAAUCUCUCGUUAUGGCGGACCCAUCCUCUACCUUUUUGUUUACGGGUUUAUACUAUUCGGCGUCCUCGUCUGGGUUGAUUCAGGCUCCAUUUUUUCCCGUAGAAAAGUCGCAAUACAGACAGCUGCAAACAUCCCAGCGGGAACCGAGACCGAUUCUGACAGUACGAAGGACGUGUUGAAGGAAGCAAUUUCAGUAACGAAGUCGUCAGAAAUUCUCCGUGUUCUUGGUGUUGAGAAGUCCUUUGGCGAUAAUAAAGUUGUCGACAACGUCACCUUUGGAGUCGGUAAAGACACUGUGUUCGCGCUACUAGGUCCGAAUGGCGCCGGAAAGACAUCCACAUUCAACAUCAUUCGUGGAGAUAUUGUUCCUGACCAAGGCGACGUCCUGAUCAAUAGCAUUUCGGUCGUCCAUCACCCACGAUCUGCCCGACUUGCUCUCGGUGUUUGCCCUCAGUUUACUGCCAUAGACACACAGUUGACUGUCCGGGAACACCUCCUUAUUUAUGGACGUCUGAAGGGUCUGUACAGGGGUGAAGAGUUGCGACGGAAUGUCGAGGAUUUGAUGCAGGCCACUUCACUAUAUAUUUACGCCGAUAGAUUGGCGAGUAAGUUAUCCGGAGGUAAUCAAAGAAAACUAUCGUUAGCUAUCGCCCUAAUCGGUAAUCCUGCUUGUGUUUUGAUCGACGAAUUCUCGACCGGUAUCGAUGCGAAGAUGAAGAGAGAAAUGUGGAAGACGCUAUGCAAUGUGGCUGUAGGGAAGGCAGUCGUGAUCACAACUCAUUCAAUGGAAGAAGCUUCAGCGCUUGCCACAAAAGUUGGUAUACUAGCAAAGCGAAUGCUUGCCAUUGGAAGCACGGAGGACCUUGCUUCACGUUAUGCGACGUAUGAAGUACAUUUCUCAUGUAGAAGCCGAGAGGACGUUGUGCGAACCCAGGAGCUCAUGUCUCAAGUACCCGGAUCUCGUAUGGCUGACGACGUUGCGACGCGGUUCGAGGUACCCAUUGGUUCGCAAAUGCCUCUUCCACGACUCUUCUCCAUUUUAUCUGCCUCAAACUCUAUUUCCGAGUUUGCGGUGGAGCGUGCUUCGCUCGAGAGCGUAUUCUUGAAGGUCAUCAGAGAGAACGAUGUGCUUGAAGAAGAUCGGCACGGUAAGAGCCGUAGAUGGCGAUGUUGCUGACCUCAAUUUAUCAAUGCAUAUUUUUGUCAAUACAUUUGGAAUGCAUCACACCAACUUGUGGGUGAUAUGGCUGCCAUGGUUCCCGUAUGAUGUGGAGUUGGCCAGGAUGUGGAAACAACAAAUCAUGCUAUCAGUAAACAGGCUCAGCAUAAACAUUUUGAACUACGGCGCAAUGCAAUCGUGUGGAAUUUGGAUUGCAAAAUGAUAUGUGGCAGCCUUGUUCAAUCCAACGCCGCCGUCAGAACUCAACCUAUUGCGAUAUCAUACUUUCUAUAAACACCUGUAUGAGCGCAGUUUUCAAAGCGCUCUGAAGAGGCAAUACCUUCCC
Molecule: messenger RNA, 5546 nt
Organism: Somion occarium
Lineage: Eukaryota; Fungi; Basidiomycota; Agaricomycetes; Polyporales; Cerrenaceae
Source: the annotation of a GenBank genome assembly